AUGGCAUUUACAACUAACUUUUAUGUGUACGCUGCGUUUGCUACGUUUUUAUUUCCAAGCACUACACCUAAUCUAGCCCAUGGUCUACGAAUCCUUGGCUUAUUUCCAUAUCAUUCUAAAAGUCACUUUAUCAUGUGCGAACAAGUGAUGAAAGGCUUAGCAGCAAAAGGUCACCAAGUCGAUGUAUACAGUCAUUUUCCAUUAACAAAACCUGUAUCUAAUUACACGGAUUUUAGUCUUAAAGGAACAUUACAAACUGGAGUUAACAAUGUCAACUAUAAUAACGUUGUUAGCAACGAAACUCCCUUGAGGUACCUCGUGAAUAAAUUGAUGAAUGACAUAAAAUUGAUGUGCCAACUCCUGGAUCAUCCAUACUUUCAAAAACUAAUUAAAAACCCACCCAGAAAUCCACCUUACGAUCUCAUUAUUUUAGAGUUUGUCAUACCUGUUUGUUUUAUUCCUUUUGGUCGUCACUUAAAUGUGCCAAUAAUAGGCAUCGUCACUACAUCAACAUUUGAUCUCAUUUAUUAUCCACAAGGAAAUCCGUUUAAUUUAGCAAUAGAUUCCAGUCUCUUCUCACCUUAUAGUACUCCCAUGAGUUUCAGAGAACGACUCGAAAACUAUAUUGCACAUCAUGUAUCCAUAAUAAUUUACAGAUUCUCAGGAGAGAAGCUACAGAACGAAUGCAUAAAAAAAGUUUUUGGGCCAGACUACCCCGGCAGCCCUGAGAUACUUAAAGAUUUUUCGUUCAUUCUAGUAAACCAAAACAAAGCAAUAAACGGUAUAAGACCACUAACUCCUACUAUUGUACCAGUUGGUGGCUUGCAUAUUGUGGAUUCCAACGAAACUCUGUCACAGGACGUACAAAAGUGGUUGGACGAAAGUGAGCAUGGAUGUGUAUAUUUUUCUUUUGGAUCGAUGGUACUGCUAGAAACUUUUCCUUUACCCUUGAUUCAAGAACUCUACAGAGCCUUCAAAAAUAUUGCACCAACUCGUAUUCUACUAAAAGUUGUGAAUUCCAAAUUGCUACCAGAUGGUAUCCCUUCAAACGUCAUGAUUAAACCAUGGCUGCAGCAAAUAAAAGUUUUAAAACAUAAAAACGUGAAACUUUUCGUGACUCACGGUGGUUUAAUGAGUACACAAGAAGCAAUCUAUUAUGAAGUACCAAUGAUUGGCAUUCCCUUGUUUGUCGAUCAAAAUAUGAAUAUCGACGCAUACGUUAAGCUGAAUAUCGUAAUAAGAAUAAACAAACAUGGAAUAAGUGAGCAAUCACUGACAAAAGCUUUCAAGGAGAUUUUGGGCAACCCACUGUACAAGGAAUCCAUGAAGAAUGUCAGUCGAAAAUUUCGGGAUAAUUUAGUAAAUCCAAUCGAUACUGCUGUCUACUGGGUGGAGUACAUACACCGACAUGGCAAAGAUGCACUACGGUCUCCACUGGUCGAUAUGCCUUGGUGGCAAAUUUAUCUGUUAGACGUUUAUGGAGUCAUCGUUGCUGCGAUCGCUGUUGUAAUAUAUUUACUAAUCAAGUUGUGUUUACUCUUAAGAGUCAUGUGGCGGAAAGUGUACCGCCAAAUGAGUUUAAAACUAGUAAAAAAGGAUUAA
Copidosoma floridanum is the source of this 1602-nucleotide messenger RNA. Its product is annotated as UDP-glucosyltransferase 2. NCBI's taxonomy places the organism in Eukaryota, Metazoa, Arthropoda, Insecta, Hymenoptera, Encyrtidae. The record is from RefSeq and is a predicted model, not a curated record. Gene Ontology annotation, molecular function: UDP-glycosyltransferase activity.